Molecule: messenger RNA, 1070 nt
Organism: Lineus longissimus
Lineage: Eukaryota; Metazoa; Nemertea; Pilidiophora; Heteronemertea; Lineidae
Product: adenosine deaminase-like protein
Exons: 6
Coding region: 1-1059 (352 amino acids)
Biological process (GO): adenosine catabolic process; inosine biosynthetic process
Molecular function (GO): adenosine deaminase activity
Source: RefSeq, a predicted model, not a curated record
AUGGCGGCGGCCGCAAAUUUAGAAAAAUUCACCAAAUUUCUCCCUAAAAUAGAACUACAUGCUCAUAUCAAUGGGUCGAUCAGUGUGGCUACAAUGGAGAAACUCCUCAAAAGAAAGGUUGUCUCAGUCGACUGUGACUUGACCAAUUUCAAGAAAACUGAGAGAAGAACUCUUGAUGAUUGCUUUGUGAUGUUGAAGUUAAUACAUACGAUUACAACUGAUGCUGAAGCUGCAUAUUUGAUAACUUGUGAUAUCAUCCAUGAAUUUGCUGAGGACAAUGUGAAGUAUUUGGAGCUGCGGAGUACCCCUCGAGACAUUGAGGAAUCCGGCCUGACUAAGAGGGCAUAUAUUGAAUCUGUAUUGAAGGCGAUCAAAGACUGUGAGAGUGAAGGCGUGGAUUGUAUUGUGCGGUUGUUGUUAUCCAUCGACAGAAGAAAAGGCACCGAAGAAGCUUUGAAAGUUGUGAAUCUUGCUGCGGAAUACCGAGACAAGAGUGGUGGUUUGAUUGUAGGCAUUGACCUCAGUGGUGACCCCAAGGUCGGAGAUGCCAGGGACUAUAUACCAGUGUUGAAGGAGGCUCAGAAUCAAGGUCUUAAACUUGCUUUACAUCUGGCGGAGUGCUUCAACCUCAAUGAUGAAACAACAGCCAUCCUGGAUCUUGUCCCAGAGCGCAUUGGACACGGGACGUUUCUGAGACCAGAGGAUGGUGGCUCUCAGGAGAUUGUCGAUCAAAUGGUCAAGCAUCAUAUACCUCUAGAGCUUUGUCUGACAUCUAACAUCAUAGCACAGACAGUGAAGACAUUUGACAUUCAUCACUUCAAGCGUUGGUAUGAGAUUGGACACCCUUGUAUAAUUUGUACGGAUGACAAGGGUGUCUUCUCCACAUCUCUCUCUCAAGAAUACAGGAUUGCUGCAGAAACGUUCGAUCUCAAGGAGGACAAUCUAUGGGACUUAUCAUUACGAAGCAUAGACUUUAUAUUUGAAGAUGACAAAAUAAAAAAUGGUUUACGGAGGAAAUUCAAGGAGAUUAGAGACUUGUGCUGUUCAUCUAAGAAGUAACAGUUCUUUCU